UCUAACUAAUCAAUUUCAUAAAUCUUUCCAAAGUGCUAUUAACAGUAUCAAAAUUAUGAAGUGUUUUACAACAACCCUCAUCCUCUUUUUCGUAACUACUCCCGUCAGCUGUUAUGUUGAACCGAUUGUGCUAGUUCACGGUGGCGCUGAUAACGUGCAUUCAUUGAGAAUUGAACAAAGAAAAGAUGGAAUAAAAAAGGCGGCAAUGAGCGGAUACAAACUUCUUAAAAAAGGUGGUAGUGUAACAGACGCUGUGGAAGCUGCAGUAAGAGUGAUGGAAGAAGAUCAACAUUUUAACGCUGGUGUAGGAUCCGCAUUAAACAUCGAUGGAGAGGUUGAGAUGGACGCUUGCAUAAUGGUAGGCUCAAAUUUAUCUUCGGGAGCUGUUACUGGUGUAAGAUACGUUGCCCAUCCAGUCAGUUUGGCGCGAGCAGUAAUGGACAAUUCGAACCACUUCCUUUUGGGAGGAGAAGGUGCGAGGCGUUUUGCUAAAGAUCGUGGUGUGCCACUAGUGCCUCUUAAUUUUUUGUUGGCACAACACGCUCAACAAGACCUCGAAGAAUAUAAGAGUCUGAUUGCUAGAGAUUACCGAUUUGUUGAAAUGGCUAGUGGCUGUGGAGGUGUGGGGGCUGUCGCUGUAGAUGGCAAGGGCCGUUUAGCAGCUGCUAGUUCAACGGGAGGGCGACUUGGUAAAUUACCAGGAAGAACCAGCGAUGCGAGUAUUGUUGGUGCCGGAAUUUAUGCGGACGAUGAAAUUGGAGCUGUAGUUGUAACAGGCCAUGGUGAAGCUAUCGCCCGGUAUGUUAUGGCUCAUGAAAUCAUCAGUACCAUGAAGCGAGGGUUCGAAGCGGGUGUUGCUACCAGAACGGUUGUGAAGGGAAUAACAGAAAAGUUUCAUAAACCCACAGGUGCUAUAACGGUGUCCAAAAACGGACAAAUUGGUAUUAGCUUCACGACCGACAAAAUGGCUUGGGCGUAUCAAAUCCGAGACGACGUCCAUUACGGUAUCGAUGACUACGAUCACUUUAGUGAAAAAAUCAAGAUUCAUUAAAAAAUAAAAUACUGCAUUACAAACACAGUUAUUUAUUAAUUCGCAUUACUAGGUAUUUAUCAAUGUUGUAAUA
Messenger RNA from Zophobas morio, 1124 nucleotides. RefSeq names its product isoaspartyl peptidase/L-asparaginase-like. Gene Ontology annotation, cellular component: cytoplasm. Gene Ontology annotation, molecular function: asparaginase activity; beta-aspartyl-peptidase activity. The record is from RefSeq and is a predicted model, not a curated record. The coding region runs from base 56 to 1051 and encodes 331 amino acids. The transcript has 6 exons. NCBI's taxonomy places the organism in Eukaryota, Metazoa, Arthropoda, Insecta, Coleoptera, Tenebrionidae.